CCCAAAACAAACCUCCUUGAUUCCUCUGAUCCAAAAGGUCUAGAACUGGUUUGCUCAAUGGAAAACUAAAUACCUUUCCAAAGAUGGAAGUUAACCCUGAUAAAAUCAACUCCCAACUCUAUCCCUCUGUAUUCUAUGCAAUGCUUCUCCAUGCACAAGUUUGUUGAAGCUUAAAGGUUUUGAUGAUGAUGAACGUAAACUAAGCAAAUUUCAACUAAUAAAGGUUUUUCUAAGCGUUGUAAUUAGAACAGGUGAAGGAGACUUUGGAAGUGGAUGAGUAGCCUAAUAUAAGAAGAAAUGGAGAGAUUCCAAGGAAAGAUUAAAGAAGAUAGAAAAAGAGUACUCUGAUAAGAACUAUCUGAGUUCCCUAACAAAAAUUCUAAGACAGAAACUAAAGUGUUGACUUGGUUUGUGUUGAAGACAACAAGUUCUAUUAGAACUUGGCCUGCGAAGUUCCAAUUUAGAACUGGAGUGCAAGUGACAGGAACUUGGUCCUGGACUGCGUGAAGCCCAAGCAUCCUAGUCUACAGAAUAUUGGCGGAGCAAAUUAGUUUUGUUAGGAUUUUAUCUUUUAAAUUUGCUAUAAAUAUAAUUGUUAGGGUUACGCGUGAUACUUAUUAGAAACGUGACAAAUGAGCUUGGCAAGCUUAAAAUAGGAAAGUUUACAAAAGAUAAGAUUUUAAGAAAAGAUUUUCUAAAAUGAUUUACUUAAAAUCAGAAUUAUGAAAAAGAUAUUAUUCUUUUGAUAGUUUAUCUUUGAUAAGUUAUCUAAUAAUAUUUUAUUUUAAUUUAGAUUUAAUUAAAACCAUGUUUUGGGAUUUUGGUAAAAUAACAUAUUUAUCUUUUGAAAACCCUACUUUCUAUACGAGCAAGUCUUGUAUAAAUUGUAGAAAUCCCAUUUCAUUAUUUUCUGUGAGUUUAUGCGUAAAGAAAUCGAAGUGUGCUUAAUUGUGUAAGUUCGCCAAGUUUAUAACUUUGUCAUAUUAGUGUCGGGUUCAUGCAUAGCUUACCUCUCAUAUACUAAGGGUUAUUAAUCAGAAUUGGUUGGGUUCUUGGGGUGUGUGUGUAACUGAUCUUUGCAUACAGUUGUGUAGGCUUCUAGGUUGAAGCAGGGUGAGAGAGUACUAAGGGAGUAUGAGUGAAUAUAAGUCAGGGACUUGGUUAAGAUAGGGUGCUACUGUGUAGCAAGUUCAGUAUGGAAUUUGUGAGUAAAGGUCUGAGUAUAAUAGGUUGUAACUUGUUUGUUUUCCCUAUUAUAGUGAAUUGGUUUUGUUUUGGAAAUCCCUUAGAAGGGUCGAGGUUUUACUUCUAGUUGGGCCUUGGAAGCUUUCCUCGUAAAAUAUUGUGUGCAUUGCAAGUUCCUUUAUAUUCUAUUUUUACAUUAUGCAAAAAUAGUCACUACGAACUCACAUACAAUCCAGCCCCGACCCCCUCUUGUAAUGUUUGUCUCAACUAACAAUUGGUAUCAGAGCAUUGGUUCACAUGUGUAAGCAGAUAACUUUGCUGAGUAAGUUCCUGAGGAGAGAUGAAUUACAAAGAGAAAGUUGAAGAAAGGUAUUCUACCCAACGUCCACCUAUUUUCAAUGGUAAGUUUUACACCUACUGGAAGAACAUGAUGGAAAUAUUCAUCAAUACUGAAAAUUACAAGGUAUGUCGUGUAAUUGAAUCGGGUGAUUUUGAGGUAACUGUAACCAAUGAGAAUAUGAGGUAGUUCCUAAACUUAUUUCUAAUUUUGUUAAAGAAGACUAUUAGAAACUUGAGUUAAAUUCUUUAUCUAUCAAAUAUUUGCACUGUGGUCUUGAACCCUAUGAACAUAACCGAAUCAUGGGAUACAAGACUGCUAAACAGAUUUGGGAUUUACUAGAAGUUACUCAUGAAGGUACAAACGAGGUAAAACGCUCCAAAAUUGAUUUAUUAAUGUCAAGAUAUGAGAGGUUUGAAAUGCAAUCUAAGGAAAACAUAGAGGAAAUGUUUACUAGGUUUAAUGAUAUAAUUAAUGAAAUGAGCUCCAUUGGAAGGCACAUUCCUAUAGAUGAACAGGCUAGAAAGAUCUUGAGGAGUUUACCACAAGAUGAACGAUGGAGAUCCAAGGUUACUGCAAUGCAAGAAUCCAAGGACUUUACAAAGUUCAACAUGGAGCAGCUGUCAGGAUCAUUGAUGACCCAUGAACUUCACUUGAGUUCCAAUGCUGAAAGUUCAAAGAACAAGAGUCUUUCUCUUUAAGCAAAAGACACUGAUGAAUUUGAAGUUGAUGAGGAAGAGAUGACAAUGCUAGUUAGAAGGUUAAAGAAGAUGAUGAACAACAGGAAGUUUGCUAGGAACAAGAAGGUUGCAAGUUCGAAAGACACUACCUGUUUCAAGUGUAGUUCAAAAGAUCAUUUCAUUAGAGAUUGUCCUCUAUAGGAGAAUUACAAAGGUAAGUUCAAAGGAAAGAUCAAGGCAAGGAGUUCACAGUCUAUAAGCCCUACUUCACAAAAGAAAACGUGAAGAAGGCUAUGACGGCUGCAUGGGGAGACUCAGAUUUAGAAGAAGAAAAAGACCAACCAUCGGAAGAAAUGGCUCAUCUAUGUAUUAUGGCUAAGACUGAUGAAAAGGUCAAAUUACAAGAAUAUGAGGAUGAGGUUCCAGUGAGGGGGAACAACACUUGGUACCUUGAUAGUGGUUGUUCUAAGCACGAGACUGGAGAUAAAUCUAUAUUUCUCUCACUGGAUGCCUACUAUGGUGGAACUAUGACCUUUGGUGAUAAUAUGAAAGGUGAUAUAAUUGCUAUUAAAAAUGUAGGAAUGUCAAUUUCCCAUGCUAUUGAUAAUGUAUUUUUAGUUGAGGGUCUCCAACAGAAAUUGUUAAAUAUUUCACAAUUUUGUGACAAAGGUAACUUUGUUAGCUUUACUUCUAAUAAAUACAAAAUCAUCCACAAUGACACUGCAGGGAACAUUAUAUUAGAAGGAAAUCGUAAAGGGAACACAUAUACUAUGGAUUUCAACGAGGUUCCCACAGUAGUUUGACAUGUCUUAGUGUUAUUGAGGAUGAUUCUCUUUUGUGGCAUAAAAGAUUUGGUCAUGCAAGUUUUACCUCGCUUGACAAACUUAGAUCCAAGGAAUUAGUAGAAGGGCUUCCUUGUAUUAAGUUUCUAUAUGAUAAAGUAUGUCAUGCAUGUGUCAGAGGCAAACAGACUCGAGUUUCUUUCAAAUCAAAGAAAAUGGUAAGCGCUAAUAGACCUUUGGAACUUGUCCAUAUGGAUCUUUGUGGUCCAAUUAGGAUCUAAAGUAGAAGUGGUAAGAGAUAUCUAAUUGUUAUUGUUAAUGAUUACUCAAGGUUCACUUGGGUGUUCUUUCUUGUUAGCAAAGAUGAAAUAUUUGAUGAUUUGUUGCUUUAGUGAAGAAAGAACAAAGAAUAAAUGGUAAUCCUUUGGUGCCUCUAAGGUAAAAUCAUGGAACAGAAUUUGAAAUUAAAACUCCAAAUUUGAUGAAUUCUGCACAGAUCAUGGAAUGGAUCACAACUUCUCUACCCUAAGAACUCCACAACAAAAUGGAGUAGUUUAACGCAAGAACAGAAGCCUUGAGGACAUGGUCAGGACAACGCUAAUCUCAAGUGGUCUGCCUAGGAACUUCUGGGUAGAAGCAGUGAAUACAGCUUGUUACAUCCUAAAUAGAGUAUCAGUCAGAGCCAUCACUAACAAAAUUCCCUAUGAACUAAUCAAAGGGAGAAAGCCUAAUAUUUAUUACUUUAGAUCUUUUAGUUAUAGAUGUUUUGUUCAUAACAAUGGUAAAAGAAAUUUGGGAAAGUUUGAUGAACGUAGUGACGAGGCAGUAUUCCUAGGAUAUGCUUAAAACAGUAAAUCUUAUAGAGUUUAUAAUAAGAGAACAAUGUGUGUUGAGAAGUUUGUACAUGUAAUUUUUGAUGAAAUUGAUCAUUUGACUAAUAUACAAGAAGAUGAUGAUGAUUUUGAAAUAAGACUUGUAGCCUUGUAGGGAAGAAUGGUCAAGAUGAAGAAUCAACAUCAUUGGAGAAGCAACAUGUAAAAAAUAAGGGUGAGCAGAACACUAAAGCAAAUGCUGACAAAACAACAGAGGAUGCACAAGGAACUCCAGCUCAAAACCAAGUUCAAGAGCAACCGGAAGUUCUAGAAGAAGUACAAGCUGAAUCAUAAGAUGACGUUCCAACAGAAGUACCAGUCAACAACAAUCAAGAAAAACUGUAUCCAAUCAAGGAUUUUGCUCCAAAGUCCUGGAAGAAUUAGAUUUCACAUCAAGUUGAUGCAAUCAUGAGCGAUAUCACUAAAUGAACUUAAACCAAAUCUCAAGUAAGGAACUUUUGUGCAUUUUAUGCAUUCCUUUCCUUGAUGGAACCUAAGAACCAUGUUGAAGCUUUAACUGACUGUAUUAAUGCUAUGCAAGCUAAGCUAAAUGAAUUUGAAAGAAAUAAAGUUUGGCAUUUGGAACCUAGACCAAUAAGUGAUCAAAACAAAAUUGGAUUAAAAUGGGUAUUCAGGAACAAACUAGAUGAACAUGGUAUUAUUGUCAGGAACAAAGCAAGAUUGGAUGUCCAAGGUUUUUAUCAACAGGAAGGAAUAGACUAUGAAGAAACAUUUGCUCUAGUAGUCAGGUUAGAGGCUAUUAUCUUACUUAUUGCUUUUGCUGCUUAUAUGGAAUUUAG
Chenopodium quinoa (quinoa) is the source of this 4656-nucleotide messenger RNA. RefSeq lists its product as uncharacterized. The transcript is spliced from 2 exons. The record is from RefSeq and is a predicted model, not a curated record. The coding region runs from base 2496 to 3005 and encodes 169 amino acids. NCBI's taxonomy places the organism in Eukaryota, Viridiplantae, Streptophyta, Magnoliopsida, Caryophyllales, Amaranthaceae.